Messenger RNA from Coturnix japonica (Japanese quail), 3673 nucleotides. The record is from RefSeq and is a predicted model, not a curated record. Lineage: Eukaryota; Metazoa; Chordata; Aves; Galliformes; Phasianidae.
CCGCUCUCCGGCGGCUCAAGCUGGGCGGUGCCGUAGGGCCCGGCGGAGCAUUUCCUCUUCCUCCCGGAGCAGGAGGAAGGGGCCGGCAGCUUUCCAACGCGGCGCAGGCGGGCAGUCCCGCCGCCGCCGUCGCUGCGGCAGCGGGCGAGGCGGAGGGGAGCGGGCAGGGGGCGGCGCCUGCAGCCGGCGGGGCCCGGAGUCACCGUGUCACGGCGCCCAGGAAGCCACCGCCGCCGGAUCCGCCCCUCGCGAAGCGAAGGAAGGAGGGAGGAGGAGCAGGAGGAGGGGAGGGAGGCCGGCUCCUCGCUGUCUCUUGUAUAUUUGCCCCCUUUCAGCCCUCCCCCUGGACCCGCUCCCCUCGCACCGGGGCUCCGUGCGCGCGGUGGCGGUGGUGGCGGCGGGGGGCCAGGCCGCAGCGGCGCCCAAGCAGCCCGCGGGAGCCCCGGGACGGGCCUGGGCCGCCGCCUCCGGACUAGGAUGUCCCGACAUGAAGGUCAGAUUUGGUCUACCCCCACCACUUCUGCUAUGUCCUGGUGCCAGAUUCUUUUUGGGAGGCAAUGUUUCUUGUCUUGACUGACAAGAGGUGCUGUCUCUGGUGUCAGCUGUGAUGCAUGUUUAAAAGGAAAUUUUCGAGGUCGACGAUUCAAGUGUUUAAUUUGCUACGAUUACGAUCUGUGUGCAACUUGUUAUGAAAGUGGUGCAACAACAACGAGGCAUACAACUGACCACCCGAUGCAGUGCAUACUAACGAGAGUAGAUUUUGAUUUGUACUAUGGUGGAGAAGCUUUCUCUGUAGAGCAGCCACAGUCUUUCACUUGUCCUUAUUGUGGGAAAAUGGGUCACACAGAAACAACUCUUCAAGAACACGUUACUUCUGAGCACGCGGAAACAUCAACAGAAGUGAUUUGUCCAAUAUGUGCAGCAUUACCUGGAGGGGAUCCUAAUCACGUCACAGAUGACUUUGCAGCUCAUCUUACACUGGAACACAGAGCUCCUAGAGAUUUAUAUGAUGAAUCCAGUGGUGUUCGGCAUGUACGUCGAAUGUUUCACCCAGGUCGGGGAUUGGGGGGCCCUCGUGCACGUAGAUCAAACGUGCACUUUACUAGCAGUUCCCCUGGAGGGCUUUCAUCUUCUCAGAGUUCAUAUUCUCCAAGCAAUAGAGAAGCCAUGGAUCCUAUAGCUGAGCUUUUAUCUCAGUUAUCAGGCGUGAGGCGUUCUGCAGGAGGACAGAUCAAUUCCUCUAGCCCUUCUGCUUCUCAGUUACAGCAGCUGCAGAUGCAACUGCAGUUGGAACGACAACAUGCACAAGCAGCGAGACAACAACUGGAGACUGCACGCAAUGCAACUAGACGCACCAACACGAUCAAUGUCAACGCCACUAUUACACAAUCUGCAACAACAACCAACACAUCUAACACGGAAAACAGUCAGCAGACUAUCCAGAAUUCCCAGUUUCUUCUUACAAGGUUGAAUGAUCCGAAGAUGUCAGAAGCAGAGCGUCAGUCAAUGGAAAGCGAGCGGGCGGACCGCAGCCUGUUUGUUCAAGAGCUUCUACUGUCCACUUUGAUGCAAGAAGAAAGUUCCUCCUCAGAUGAGGAUGAGAGGGGGGAGAUUGCCGAUUUUGGUGCUAUGGGCUGUGUAGAUAUUAUGCCUCUAGAUGUUGCUUUAGAAAACCUAAAUUUAAAAGAGAGUAAUAAAGGAAACGAGCCUCCUCCACCUCCUCUUUGAUGACAUCCCACUUUGCAGACAAUGUCCUCUGUGCUGUAUUUGCCAAUGAAAGUGGACAACAACUAUCUUGGGUUUGUUUUGGUGAUUGUAAUUUCAGGUCUGUCACUCUUGUUACGUUGUGUACAUUAAAAAGAAAGAGAGAAAAGAUAUAUAUGAUAAUCAUUUCCACUUAACUAAUUUUUACUUCUAGCAGGUAAAUGUAGGUUGCGGUGCGGAGCAAAAGGCUCUGUGUCCUGUACCUUGACAUGCAAAAGGCUCUCCUAAUACUCCACAUUCAAACUGAAGAGGAAAAAAAAACAACACAAAAAUGAAAAAUCUCUAAUGAAGCUGCUGUGUGUAUUUAUGAAUAUUAAUGAAUAAAAAAUGCUUGGAUGGUUUACCUUAACUACUGCAUGACGUUUUUUGCAGCGUGCAUGAGUUUUAGUGACCUUGUCAUUUAAAGAUUUUAAAUACAAGGAAGUAAAACUAUAAAACCCAAAGCUGUCCCAUCAUUCAGAGGUUACCCAACGAAAAGGUUAAGCGCGGUCCGCAGCCGCAAAGUAGCUUUUGAAUAAUACCCGACCGAAUGGCAUCUGACGUGCUGCUCCCGCACAGGUUGGAAGCUGCAGUGGGUCGUAUUGAUGUGAGCAGGGUGUGGCGUUUGCUGUGCUGUCAUCACUUUGUUGCCCUGUUGGCCAUCAGGGCAGCGUGGAGCUGAACUGCAUUGUUAUGCGUCCAUAGGAGGCACAACAAUAAGGGCCACUGCUGGAAGCUACUGCAGAGGGCUUUGUGUGCCCCAAAAUCAAACGGUGUUUGCUUUUUGUUUAAAGUUUGUUUUUUUGUGGUUGUUAAUUUCCUUAUUGUUAAACAUGUUUUGUUCAGGUGUAGAUGAUUCAUAUAUUCACUGUGUUUUUGGAGGAAAAAAAAAAGAAAAAAGGAAAAAAAAGGUUAACCUGGAUCAUGUUGUCUUAGUUUAAAAAGCCUUUCACAGCCUGGCUCAUGUUUUGAGUUAUUUAUGUAUUUGCUUCAUAGUUUGCAGAGACCUGGUAGUAUCAGGAGAGCUUGAAGGUUUGGAUCCCCAGAUAGUCCCCGUAUUGCAAAGAAAUUAUUACUGCUAACUUCAGCACCUUCUAUUUAUUGUUUCUUUCGGUUACUUUUGCUGGUGUAAGAAAAAAAAAAAAAAACACAAAAAAACCCCAAGUUUUAAAAGCCUUGUAGUGGAGUUGUGCCACCUGUGCGCCUGUACUGCUCGCCUUCCCGGCUUCAACAAAAGGAAGCGCAGUGAUGUGUGCACCCACACCUGUAAUUGCACCGAGGCAGGGGCAGGAGGAGCGCGUUUGGUAUCAGCUUGCUUUCCUGUUUUGUUUUGUUUUGUUUUGUUUGUUUCUCUAAGUGUAAAGUUAGGAUCAUAAGAACAGAAGUGCACACAGCUUCGGAUACUUAAAAAAAAACCAACACAAACCAACAAUGAAGAAAGCCCAGGCUUAUCUCAUAUUGGUGUCCUCCCAGCCUUCCUCACCUCCCCCUCCCUCUCUGUCUGUCCACCCAUCUCUGCAGCGCUGCUCGCAUUAGAGUAAACCUACAGACACGAACACCGGGCGGUGUUCCCAGCAGAACUGCGUCGUGUGUGCUAACCCCAAUCUGCCGCAGCUAAAGAAGCAAACCCCCAACACUGACUUCAACUCACCCUUUUUUUGUUGUUGUUUUUUGUAAAUCCUCAAAUCCUGGUUGUUCCCCCCUAGAGAAGUACGAGCUUUGCUUCCUUCUAGUCUCUGCAACAGAAACAUGUCUCAAGGGAAACUUUACCUGCGGACUCUGGUUAUCCCUAAGGUUACCCCGACUUUGUUUUCUUUUUUGAUUGAUUGUUGAGGAUUUUCAAAAGAUUUUCGAGCUGUAGUCUUUACAACCACAUCUUCUGCACAUUACAGUAAGACACGCGGUUCAAUAAAGCAUUUUCAAGACUGUU